Oncorhynchus kisutch (coho salmon) is the source of this 6424-nucleotide messenger RNA. RefSeq names its product cell adhesion molecule L1-like b (gene chl1b). Gene Ontology annotation, molecular function: cell-cell adhesion mediator activity. Bases 409 to 4203 code for a protein of 1264 amino acids. Gene Ontology annotation, cellular component: axon; plasma membrane. NCBI's taxonomy places the organism in Eukaryota, Metazoa, Chordata, Actinopteri, Salmoniformes, Salmonidae. The record is from RefSeq and is a predicted model, not a curated record. Gene Ontology annotation, biological process: axon guidance; cell-cell adhesion; brain development. The transcript is spliced from 32 exons.
UUGCUAGCGCAAUAACGUUGCUGUCAUUGAGGUUGUUUUAACCCGGUCACACCGUUGAGAAGUUGUGGAGGGUUUUCUCGGUUGCCAUGGAUUUCUAAAAGCUAUUGACAGCGAUAGGGUCCCUUUCUCUGAAUGUCUUUGUAAGAGACAACCUAUACUUUAGCUUUUUUCAGGGGGAGCGAUAGCGUCCACGGUGAGGAAAGCGUUCUCGUGUCAUUCUAGUUCCGUCUGAGCGCACGUUUUGAGAUUCAGUAGCGAUAAGCAUCUCUGGCGGCUGUAAACACAAUUCAACCUCUGCAAACUGCUUGAACGAUAGGACCUGCUCUUUAAAAAAAGCCCUUCGUCUUCGGCAGGACAUAGUUGUGAACUGAGAGUGGGAAGAGUGCAACUUCAGUCACUUCCUCUGCGAUGAACUCCGAGAUGGUUGUCUGCUGUGGCGCGAUGAGGUCAUCGAUGUGGAGCCCAGGAUUGGCUCUCCUGACGGGUGUGGUCGUCAGUGUCUGUGCCUUUCACCUGACCACUGCCAUUGACAUCCCAAUGGAGGUUUUAGGUCAUGUAAACAUUGAGCAGCUGCCCACCAUCACAGAGGCCUCCCCCAGCUCUCUGAUCGCCUUCCCCUUUGAUGAGAGCUUCCCCAUGACGUGUGAAGCCAAAGGGAACCCCAAGCCAGAAUACCGGUGGACAAAAAAUGGGGAAGAGUUUGACCCCUACCAGGACCCGAGGCUGAUCAAGGAGGACAACUCUGGGACGUUUGUGAUCCCCAACACUGGGAAUCUCACAGAGUACCAGGGAACGUACCGCUGUUACGCCGAGAACGAAUUAGGGACGGCCAUAACGGAGGAGAUUGAGUUUGUUGUGCCCCACGUUCCUAAGUUUCCCAAGGAGAAGAUUGAUCCCAUCAAGGUGGAGGAGGGUCAGCCUGUCAUUUUGGAGUGUAACCCUCCUAAAGGAAUCCCUCCUUUACAGAUCUACUGGAUGACCAUCGACCUUCAGCACAUAGAGCAGGAUGAGAGGGUGUCCAUGGGUCUGAACGGUGACCUGUUCUUCUCUAAUGCUCUGGAGAAGGACAGCCGCAGAGACUACUGUUGCUUCGCUGCCUUCCCCAGGAUACGCACCAUCGUACAGAAGAAUGCCAUGUCUGUCAUAGUCAAGAGCAAAAAUUCAAACAGUGACUCAAGUAGCAGUCCUGGUCGUGCCAAUUCAAUCCUGGAGAGAAAACCAAGCCUUCUGAUGCCCUCUGGUGUCAAGUCGGAGACACAGCUGGUGGAAGGUGACGAGCUACUACUGGAGUGCAUUGCCGAGGGCUUUCCAACACCCAAGAUUGAAUGGGUAAGGAUGGGCCACAGGCUGCCCGACAGAGCGACGAUAGAGAACCAUGGGAAACUCCUGAGCAUUGACCGGGUCAAUGAGGACGACAGUGGGAAAUACAAGUGUAAGGCUAAGAAUAUCCACGGAGAGGCCAACCACUCCUUUGAUGUAUCAGUGGAAGAGCCUCCUAAGUGGGUAUCUGAACCUGAGAGCCAGCUUAGUACGAUUGGCUCAGACGUGCAUAUCAAGUGCUCUGCCACUGGCACUCCUCAGCCCACCAUCCAAUGGAGGGUGAAUGGAAAACCUCUUAAGGAGGUCCCAGCAUCUAACAGAAAAGUGUUGGAUGACACCAUUGUCUUGCACAACGCCAAAUCGAUUGACAGUGCCGUCUAUCAAUGUGAGGCUUCCAACAGACAUGGAACCCUACUGGCCAAUGCCAAUAUCAUGAUCAUGAAUCUGCCUCCUAUGGUCCUGACAGAGGAAGGUCUGGAGUAUUCAGCUGUGGAGGGAAAGAGUGUAGUCAUGCACUGCAAGGUGUUCAGUUCUCCGCCCUCUAUUGUAACCUGGAACAAGGAUGACUCAACAGGGUCUGUGGAGGGACCAAGGUUUACAGUUCACCAGAAUGGAUCUUUGGAGAUCCAUAAUGUGGAGAAAGAGGACAUGGGCCAAUACACAUGUUACUCCAAGAAUACUGAAGGGAAGUCUGCUAUAACUGCCUUACUGGAUGUUAAAGAUCCCACAAAGAUAUUCCAGGCCCCAGAGGACUUGCAGGUCCUAAUAGGAACCACAGCCCAGCUCUCCUGCCUGGCGGUGUACGACAACUCCUUCAGUGGCGACUUUGAGAUCGUGUGGGAGAAAGACGAUAUGGAGAUAGCACUAAACCACACUGAGAAUUCUGGAUAUUUCUUAGAGGAUGGCAUACUGCAGAUCGUCAACGUCAGCCACAGAGACCAUGGCAUGUACAAGUGUGUGGCCAGAACUCCAGUGGACCAGGACACUGCCUCUGCACUACUCAUAGUGCUGGAUGUCCCCGAUGCACCUGAGAACUUGGUGCUGUCUGAACACAAGGGCAGAAGUGUGAAGCUCAAAUGGAUCCCUGGGGAUGACCACAACAGCUCAACCACUGACUUCAUUAUUGAGUAUGAGGAGAGCCAGUGGGAGCCAGGGAACUGGAACGAGCUUCAGAGAGUUCCAGGAAAUCACGGUUCGACAGUCCUCAAACUUUAUGGACAUGUUGACUAUCGCUUUCGAGUGUCUGGAGUCAACGCGGUGGGUAGGGGGCGUCCCAGUGAGCCCACAGAAAGAUACAAGACCCCUCCUGCAGCCCCUGACAAGAACCCUGAAAAUAUUAAAAUCGAAGGUCAUUUGGCACAUGAAAUGGAUAUCAACUGGGAGCCAUUGUCCCCCAUUGAACACAAUGGGCCAGGCCUUGAAUAUAAGGUGAGCUAUAAACGGCAGGAUGUGGAGGAGGACUGGCACGAGCAUGUGGUGAAAAGACACUCGUUUGUGGUGAAGGGCACUCCCACGUUUGUGCCAUAUGAGGUCAGGAUCCAGGCGAGGAACUACCAGGGAUGGGGACCUGAACCCAAAGUGAUGACUGGCUACUCUGGAGAGGACUUCCCCUCCGCGGCCCCUGAUGAUGUGGCGGUGGAGGUGAUGAACAACUCGCUGGUCAAGGUCAACUGGACGCGCGUUCACAAGGAAAAGCUGCAUGGACAUCUGGGAGGCUACAGGAUAAACUGGUGGCGGCUGCGUAGUCUGCUGGACUCAAAGAAGACUCACGGGAACAAACACACGCUGACAUUCCCGGGGGACAGGAACCAUGCCAUGGUACCAGGGCUCGCGCCCUUCUCUGAGUACAGCCUCAUCGUCAUGACCUUCAACGGGCGAGGCAACGGGCCAGGCAGCCACGCCGUCAACUUCAAAACUCCCGAGGGAGUUCCAGAGGAAAACCCUGUUUUCAGGGUCACAGAUGUUCAGAAGCACACCGUCGCUCUCACCUGGGCACCUCCUCUGGUUGCCAAUGGAGUCAUCACAGGAUACCGGCUAGAGUAUCAGCUAAUCAACGACACAGAGGAGGUGGGUGUCCUGCAGUCGAUGGACAUCAGCAGCCCGGACACCACCUCGUGUGUCCUGCGGAACCUCGAGGCCGUCAGCAGGUACAAGUUCUACCUGCGCUCCUGCACCAGGGUGGGCUGUGGGCCCCAGGUCAGCGAGGAGAGCACCACCACACCUGUAGCGCCUUCAACAGCGGUAUCCACUGUCAACUUAAGCCAGUCUGCCUCCCCCUCACCUCCAAGCACUGCAGUCUCCCACGUGUCCAAUGCCACCCAUUCCAACAUAGUCCCAGCCCUGUUGAAUAUUAGUUCCUCAGUUAGUGACAACUUUGCAAAUAUCAGCUGGAUUCCGGGAAGCGAACAAACCGAUUCAGAGUUUUAUGUUGCAUAUGUGAACAACCGUAAAGGUAACUGGAAGAUCUCUGAGGCAGUAAACACCUCUAAGACUUUCCACAUCAUUGAGGGGCUGGAGCCUGGGACUGCGUACACUGUGCGCCUUAUGACUAACAACUGGGUUGAUAAUUCUAGUAUUUUUGAAGAUGUAAUCAGGACCAGGGAUAAAGGUCUGGCAAGCAUCCAUGGAGGAAUCUCCACCCAGGGCUGGUUCAUCGGGCUGAUGUGUGCCGUGGCUGUCCUCACACUCAUUGUGUUAAUCGCCUGCUUUGUCAACAGAAAUAAAGGAGGGAAAUAUGCUGUAAAAGAGAAAGAGGACCUCCACCCAGACCUUGAAUCCCAGGGUAUGCAUGAUGACACCUUCUGUGAAUACAGAAAACCCCACAUGCAUGAGCUAUACACGGACCAUCACAGACAUCCCUGUUCGAGACAUGCGAUGGGCUGAGUAGCAUGUAUGCUUUAACAUUGACAACGAUGAGAAGCCACUGAAGGGCAGCCAGCACUCUCUGAGCGGACAGAUCAAAGCAGAGGACAGUGGGGACAGCCUGGUGGACUAUGGGGAUGAGGACGCCCAGUUCAACGAGGAUGGCUCCUUUAUCGGCGAGUACGCUGGACGCAAGGAAAAAAGGGUGUCCAUGGAAGUCAAAGGAACCACCAAUCAGAGCAAAGCGUAAGAGAAAGGAAAAUGGGCCAUCAUCCAUCCUUAGGACAACACUUUCAUCAGACUGGUUGAGGGGUGGGGGGCGGGGGGGGGGGACUUAAUAAAGGAAGUACAUGACAUCCAUACCAAGCAGAAUCUCAUGUGAAAUGUAAUUUGUCAUUGUCAGCUACACUGCCAUCUUCAUUUUAUAAAGCUUGUCCUUUUAUCAAACUGUAACAGAAUGCAUCAUUUCGAAAUGUAUAUAUUAUUGUAUGUGUGGAGGUGUUUUAUAUUACCGCAAAUCAGUGAAAACCUUUGAGGCUUUUGCAUUUUUUUGUCAAAUGCAACAACUGUUUGUAAUCCACUCAUAUAUAAAAGGAAGAAAAUAAGAACUCCAGUCCACAUUGCUCCUUGUGUUAUACUGCCAGGUCUUUUAGCAAACAACACGUGUAUGUGAGCAUAUGAUGUCUGUCUUGUUCAGUUGAAGCAAAUAUUAUUGACAUUUUAUAUUUGAAAUGCAUUCAUUAAAUAUGAUUUUAAUAUGUGUACAAAAGCUGUUUAUUAACUUAUUUCCUGGUCUUAUACAUGACAAAAUAAUACAAAAUGGAUGCCUCAGUUUUAUCACAUGAUGAAAUACACAAAAGACCCAAGGCAGGUGGGUCGUUCCACUUAUUAGGUGCCUUUUGAGUAGUGUAAUUUGGUAAACAUAUAUUUUUUUACCUCAUUUUAAUAUUCUGUCAUAAAGACCAAAUGUUCAACUUAAUAAAAAAACACUUUUUCCCAUCUCAAUGUUUUUUUAAAAUAAAACUAUAGUAAGUGCCUAUUAAAUGCCAAAUAAAGUAACAGGGUUGACCGUAACAGGGUUCAUCUUAAAACUUCAUCUUAAAUCAGCCAUGAAUCCCCUUGUGACUGGGGGGGAAAUAAGCUUGUUGUGUGCAACAGGGAGGGGCAAUUGAAUGCAAGCUUCACAAAGAAAAUGUAAUUAUAAAAAAAUGGCUCUCCUGUUGAUCUAUGUGCUACAGGGUUAAUGUGUUCUGCUCGACUCGCUCAGUUUCCUCCACAAAAGACCAGAAAAAUGGCCAAAAAGAGUAGAAACGGCUCACCUGCAUUUACACUGUAAUUUGACUAUUAGAUGUUCACUGUUUCUUUUGAAAAAAAUAUUUGAAAAGGAAUAGUUUCACUAUAUUUAAACAAAGAGUUCAGUUCACAUAACAGGGUUGACAUUAAAAUGACAGACAGUUUUUUUUUUGUUAAGCUUAAGAUGAAUUACUAAUCACAUGAAAUAAAUAAUCAUCAUCAGAAAUGAGUGUCAAAGCAACAAAAUAACUAGGGCUUUACAAUGAUGGUGAAAACUUGGAGAAUGUUGGGUUUAAGUGGAUUAAAGUCACAGAGGAUGCACAGAGCGACAUGAAUUUUAUGUAUAUUCAUAUAAAAAAUCUGAUUUAUUGAAUUUCCCAUGUGGUCUAUAUUGAAGGCUACUUCAUUUACUAUAACAGGCAAUUCAAUAUUUGUGCACAAUUUCUACUUAAUAUAUCAAAGGGACACAAAAGGCACUCAUUUCAUGGAACGACCCAGGUGCUCUGAGAACUCCUCUCAGUUGAUAACAGGAAAGUACUUAUACUGUUGUUGUGGACAUUUCUGAUACAAUUUCCACGGCGAGGCUGUGAUUCAGUGGUUUUAUGCGACAGCUUGCUACAACAUGCAGACAAUUAUCAACCGAGUUACCGCUUGAUCUAUUCUAGUUCAUCAAAAUACCAAUUAAAGCAUGGCUUAAUGUUGUCCCAAUGUCCAUAGAACAACCUUUCUCAUUACAACUUGCAUGCCAUUUUAGACAAUGCCAUUCAACUCCAAAAAACGAAUCACAGUCGUAAGCCUGUUUUUAAAGUCAACCUAAAUGUUAACACGACAAUCGCCUUCAAUUGCAUCUUUGUACAACAACAAAAACAUGUACAGCUAUUGCAUGUGUUUCAGAACGUUUGUGGAUGUUUUUGAUGUUAUUAAAUUGUUUCACUUUUCAUAACCGUUG